AUGCAGAUGCACGAGCAGAUCAUGAUGGUCGACGGACAAGAGCAGCCCAUUUCUAGGACCUAUCAAUACCGAAAGGUGAUGAAACCAAUGCUCGAGCGGAAACGCAGAGCACGCAUAAACCGUUGCUUGGAUGAGCUGAAAGACCUGAUGGUGACAGCUCUGGCCGGCGACGGCGAGAACGUAGCCAAACUGGAAAAAGCCGAUAUUCUAGAGCUGACUGUGCGCCAUCUUCACAAGCUCCAAAGGCAACAGAGACUCUCGGCGAACCCUGUGAUCGACGCCGAUAGAUUUCGCGCGGGUUACACGCACUGCGCGAACGAAGUCAGCCGGUGUCUUGCCGCGACGCCAGGCGUCGACGUCGCCCUUGGGACCAAACUGAUGACCCAUUUGGGCCACAAAUUGAACUCGAUGGACAAAACCGGACCUCUGACCAUCCACGUGACAGCGCCGCAGUCGUCUCCGUCGUCCAGCAGCGACCUAAGCUCGGACGAGUACUCGAUGCCCCUGACGCCUGCCUCCAGCCAACCCUCUCCCGCCAGAACGGACUUGGAAACCCUCUCGCACCCGCACCAGGGCCUCCUACAGGUCGCGAAACCCAACGAACCGAUCUGGAGACCCUGGUCGACGAACAACUAG
Molecule: messenger RNA, 636 nt
Organism: Colletes gigas
Lineage: Eukaryota; Metazoa; Arthropoda; Insecta; Hymenoptera; Colletidae
Product: enhancer of split mgamma protein-like
Exons: 2
Coding region: 1-636 (211 amino acids)
Biological process (GO): regulation of neurogenesis; anterior/posterior pattern specification; regulation of transcription by RNA polymerase II
Cellular component (GO): nucleus
Molecular function (GO): RNA polymerase II cis-regulatory region sequence-specific DNA binding; protein dimerization activity; DNA-binding transcription factor activity, RNA polymerase II-specific
Source: RefSeq, a predicted model, not a curated record